This is a messenger RNA of Humulus lupulus (European hop), 1301 nucleotides long. RefSeq lists its product as uncharacterized. The transcript has 3 exons. The coding region runs from base 421 to 1032 and encodes 203 amino acids. The record is from RefSeq and is a predicted model, not a curated record. Lineage: Eukaryota; Viridiplantae; Streptophyta; Magnoliopsida; Rosales; Cannabaceae.
CAUUUAGCCGCACUCGACUUUAUCCCAUAUAUAACCUAUGAUAAAUCCCGUAGUUAUCGUCCUAUAUUUAAAAAAGAAAGGCUGAGAUCAUUUCAAACGACACGUGGCACAUCCAGAACCGUUGAGAGAGCUUGAUUAAAUCAUGGUGUCCUGAAAAAGGAAGAUUCGAUAGAAUAUUCCCAUAAUGGGGAGUCUUUCAGUCUCUGACGCCUGACCACUCAUUCAUAUUUAUGUCUUUAUUAUAAUAAAUUAAAUUAAUUAUUUAAUUAAUAAUUAUUUUCACUCCUUUUUAUAUUAAAUUUUCUUUUCCCCCCAAUCCAAUCAUCUCCUCCAUUACCAUCCUUUUUUUUUUAUAAUAUUCAUUUCAUUCUCAGAAUUCUCUCUUUUGAUUUAUUUUUUCCAAAAAAAAAAAGAAGAAAGAUGUGUAGCCAGAUAUCCGAAUCUGAGCAAGAGCAACUCCUGGAGAAGCUCGAGAUUUUCAAGAUCAAAGGAAAGGAUAAACAAGGCCGCAAGAUCCUUCGCAUCAUCGGAAAAUUCUUCCCUGCUCGGAUAUUGAGUGUUGAUGUACUGAGAAAGUAUUUGGAGGAGAAGAUAUUCCCUCGAUUGGGGAAGAAGAAGUUCUCGGUGUUGUACGUACACACCGGAGUUCAGCGGAGCGAGAAUUUUCCGGGAAUCUCCGCCUUGAGAUCGAUCUACGAAGCGAUUCCGGUCAACGUUAAGGAGAAUCUCGAAGCUGUGUAUUUUGUUCAUCCUGGUUUACAGGCUCGGCUGUUUCUCGCUACGUUUGGGCGUUUACUGUUCACCGGAGGAGGGUUGUACGGGAAGCUGAGGUACGUGAGCAGACUCGAUUACCUGUGGGAACAGGUGCGGAGGAAUGAGAUAGAGAUACCCGAGUUCGUGUACGAUCACGAUGAGGAUUUGGAGCACCGUCCGAUGAUGGAUUAUGGAUUGGAGAGUGAUCAUCCGAGGGUGUACGAUGUACCCGCGGCGGAUUCCCCUGUGUCUAUGUACUCGAUGAGGUGUAUCUUGUAGUUGUAGUAGUAGUAAGCCAAAAAUUUCACAAAUUGUACAUAUACGAAUGGGCUUGUUGUGUUUGGGUUUGGAUUGGGCUUGGGUUGGGCCUGUAGAAUGAGAGAGGUGGCCCAAUUUGUAUAUAGAAGAAAAGGGAGAGAGAAAGAUAGAUGAUGGGCCUGUUGUGGUUGUCGUUUGGGGUUUGUUACAUGUUUUUUUUGUGUGUGUGUGUGGAAGUGCAACUCAAAUAGAUGGAAUGAAACAUUUACAUAACGGGGAUUUUCCAUAAA